UGAUUGGACGAUUUUAAAAUCGCUAUAACUUCCUUAUAUUUGGUGGAAACGUUAUGAAAUUCAUACUGUGGGUAUAUGAUACAAAUGCCUGUUGAACGACAUCAACAAAAAAUCGGAAUCAUACACGCGUGCGCGUGUAUGCACGUUCAACGCUUUCUUUCAUUUCUUGGUACUGAAAUGACCAUAUUGAACGUACUACAUGUAAUUAAAGGCUAAAAUAAAAUGAUUUUUUGCUAUAGAUUCACAAGGACAUCACUUUUUAAUUGGGGGAGGUUUGGGGAACAUCUGUAACGGUCCCCGUUACAAUUAGAACUAGUUAUUUAUUUUUUCCCUUUCGUCUCCGAGACCGUUGGAUGGAUUUUCCUGAAACUUUCACAGAUUAUAGACAACGAUGGUACCUCGAGGCAUUUUUUUUCAUUUUUUCAAAAUUCACUUCCGUUCGUGAUAUACGUUCGAUUUUCCGGUUUUUGAAAGAAACUUUGUCCGGGUGUAAACUUGAAAACCACUAAAGAUAAUCGAAUGAAACUUUCAGGGAUGAUAGAUCUAUUUUCUCUAUGGUGCAUGCACGUAUUAUUUUUUGUCGCCGUCACUUCCGGUCGUCACCGGAAGUGAUUAAAUAAGUCAUCAAUUUCAAACUUUUUUGUUUCAAAUUGAAACCUAUAUCGGUUUACUAGAUCUUGUUCUAAUUCUCAAAAAAUGUUGACCCCACCGGAAGUUGAAUCUCCAAAUUCCGGUUAUAUCAAAGAAAGACUAUUCAUUCUCUCAUUUUUCAGUGUCAUAAAUCUCGGUCAUGAAACUAGAUAAUGAGUUGAAUUUUACAUAUGUUAUAGUCACUAUAGAUGUCUAGAGUAACGUCAAAUAUUUUUGUAAAUUUUACUUCCGGUCGGCAAAUACGGCUUAUUAGCUGUUUUCGUUGUCGAGCGUUUUUCUCAGAAACUGUAAAAGAUAAAGUCAUCAAAUUUUCAGAAUUAAUAGCUCUAAAUUUGUAAGCGUGCAGUAGGGGAUUAAAAAUGUCGGCCGUCACUUCCGGUCGUCACCGGAAGUGAUUAAUAAAUCAUAAAUUUCAAACUUUUUUCUUUCAAAUUGAAACCUAUAUUGGUUUAUUAGGUCUCGUUCUGAUUCUCAAAAAAAUGUUGACCCCACCGGAAGUUGAAUCUCCAACUUCCGGUUAUAUCAAAGAAAGACUAUUCAUUCUCUCAUUUUUCAGUGCCAUAAAUCUCGGUCAUAAAACAAGUUAAUGAUUUGAAUUUUACAUAUGUUAUAGACACUAUAAAUGUCUAGAGUAUAUUUAAAUAUUUUUGUAAAAUUCACUUCCGGUCGUGAGAUAUGGGGUGGACAUAUUCAGACCUUGUUUUUUCAGUUUCUCAAUAAUGAAUAUAGAUAGACGCUUGAAACUUGUAGAGUUCAUCAACUAACAUUAGUCCAGUGUACACAUACUUUCAAAUUUUUCGUCCGUCACUUCCGCUCUAUCCGGAAGUAUUUGAAAAAAUGACGAUUUUCCGAUUUCUUCGAGUGAUUUCUCAGAGAUGGCUGGAUAGAUUUUCUUGAAAUUUUCAGGAAUAAUGUCUUAUGAAAUGACUUUGCUGUGUUUUUUUUUUUUUUUCCAAAAUUCACUUCCGGUCGGAAAAUAUGGCCGAUUUUCUGUUUCUCAAACGAGAUUUUGUCCAGCAUUUUCCUUGGAAAGGGUAAAAGAUAGGUUCAUCAAAUAUUCAGGGAUGAUCAAUCUUUGUUUGUAAGCAUGCAAUAGAGUGUUGAGCAUGUCGACCGUCACUUCCUGUCGUCACCGGAAGUGAUGGAAAUAAUCGUAAAUUUCAAACUUUUUCUUUUAAAUUGAAACGUAUACUAGUGUAUUAAGUCUCCUUCAAAAUGUCAAAAGAAUAUUGACCCCAUCGGUAGUCAAAACGACUACUUCUGGUUUCUUGAUAAAAUACUUUUUUACUUUUCGUCUCUUUGUCCCCAGAAAUCUCGCUUAUAUUUGAAGUGUUUGAUAUGGUUUUCACAUGUCUUUAGAGUAGUAUCAACUUCUAGAGUUUUGACAAUUUCGUUUUUCAAAAUUGACUUCCGGUCGGUAGUUACCUACUACUUUUUCUUUCUUUAGUCUACUUCUUUUUGUUGAGAACUCUUCAGAUAGAGACGUGAAAUUUCAGGGAAUAUAGACAGUAAAGAGUCACUGUCAUUCAUAGGAAAACACAUCUGAAUAGUACUUCCGGUCGUCACCGGAAGUUACAAGAAAUGAGUAAAAAAUUCGAUAAUACACUUCUCAUUUAUUGUUAAAGUACAUUCUCUAAUAUAUUUGAAUGGUUUUUGUAGGAUCAGAAAACUCUUUACCAGAAGUGAACAAACGGAAGACCUACUCAUUACUAGUAAUGAGUUUCUAGUUCUUAUUAUUCCUCUUCUUUCCGAGAAAUUUGUCCGCUCGAUUGUAUGAAAGUGGUUCGACAGAUCCACUUCAAACUUUGUGAGCUGAUAGGGGGUCACUAAGAGGGGUGCAUUCAACUUUUCAAAUUUUCAAAAUGGCCGCCGUUUCAAGAUGGCGUCCAAAAAACGUCAAAAACUCUAGGUUGUCGGAUUUCAACCAAAUUCUAUUUCUAGGGUAAUUUAGUGACCGCAAGUCCAUUUUCACAAUCAAAAUUUUUUUUGAGCCGCCAUUUUCAAAAUGGCCGCCAUAUACCGAAAUAUUUCAAAGUGUUAAAAUCUCUACAACAUUUGGGUUCUGGGGUAAAUGUUGGGUCCACAAUUCAUUUCUAGCAUCAGUAUUUCCUUCCAAUCAAUUUUCAAAUAUUUCAAAAUGGCCGCCAUUGAAGAAAAUUGCGGCCAAAAAUCAAGUCCCUCGGAUUUCAACCAAAUUCAGUUUUUAAUGUUUUUUGAGAAUCCUGAAUGCAUAUCUGGCAUCAAAAAGCAUUUCUGACAUGGGGAGGUGUUCGGAGACAUUUGUGUUGGCAUCCCAACACAGUUAUAGCUCGUUAUUAUUAAUUUUUUUUUCCCUUUCGUCUCCGAGACCGUUGGAUGGAUUUUCCUGAAACUUUCACAGAUUAUAGAGAACGAUGGUACCUCGAGGCAUUUUUUUUAUUUUUUCAAAAUUCACUUCCGGUCGCAAGAUAUGUCCAAUUUCCGUCUUUUUACAAGAUAUCUUUUCCAGCGUUUUUCUCAGAAACGGUAAAAGAUAGAGUCACCAAAUUUUCAGAGUUAAUAGAUCUCACUUUGUAGGCGUGCAGUAGGGGGUUAAGAAUGUCGGCCGUCACUUCCGGUCGUCACCGGAAGUGAUUAAAGGAAACAUGAAUUUCAAACUUUUUUCUUUCAAAUUGAAACCUAUCUUGGUUUACAAUAUCUCGUUCUAAUUCUCAAAAAAUGUUAACCCCACCGGAAGUUGAAUCUUCAACUUCCGGUUAUAUCAAAGAAAGCCUAUUCAUUCUCUCAUUUUUCAGUGCCAUAAAUCUCGGUCAUGAAACUAGUUAGUGAGUUGAGUUUUACAUAUAUUAUAGUCACUAUAAAUGUCUAGAGUAACGUCAAAUAUUUUUGUAAAAUUCACUUCCGGUCGGCAAAUACGGCUUAUUAGCUUUUUUUGUUGUCCAGCGUUUUUCUCAGAAACCGUAAAAGAUAGAGUCACCAAAUUUUCAGAGUUAAUAGAUCUCUCUUUGUAGGCGUGCAGUAGGGGGUUUAGAAUGUCGGCCGCCACUUCCGGUCGUCACCGGAAGUGAUUAAUAAAUCAUAAAAAUCAAACUUUUUUCUUUCAAAUUGAAACCUAUAUCAGUUUAUUAGGUCUCGUUUUAAUUCUCAAAAACUAUUGACCCCACCGGAAGUUGAAUCUCCAACUUCCGGUCAUAUCAAAGAAAGACUAUUCAUUCUCUCAUUUUUCAGUGCCAUAAAUCUCCGUCAUAAAACACGUUAAUGAUUUGAAUUUAACAUAUGUUAUAGACACUAUAAAUGUCUAAAGUAAAUUUAAAUAUUUUUGUAAAAUUCACUUCCGGUCGUGAGAUAUGGGGUGGACAUGUUCAAACCUUGUUUUUUCAGUUUCUCUAUAAUGAAUAUAGAUAGACGCUUGAAACUUGUAGAGUUGAUCAACUAACAUUAGUCCAUUGUACACAUACAUUCAAUUUUUUCGUCCGUCACUUCCGGUCUAUACCGGAAGUAUUUGAAAAAAUUUCGAUUUUCCGAUUUCUUCGAGUGAUUUCUCAGAGAUGGCUGGGUAGAUUUUCUUGACAUUUUCAGGAAUAAUGUCUUAUGAAAUGACCUUGCUAUAAUUAUUUUUGUUUUUACAAAAUUCACUUCCGGUCGGAAAAAUAUGGCCGAUUUUCUGUUUCUCAAAAGGAAUUUUUCCAGCAUUUUUCUUGGAAAAAGUAAAAUAUAGGUUCAUCAAAUAUUCAGGGAUGAUCAAUCUCCGUUUGUAGGCGUGCAGUAGUGGGUUGAACAUGUCGACCGUCACUUCCUGUCGUCACCGGAAGUGAUGGAAAGAAUCGCACAUUUCAAACUUUUUCUUUUUAAUUGAAACCUAUACUAGUUUAUUACGUCUCUUUCAAAGUGUCAAAAGAAUAUUGAGUCUGUCGGUAGUCAAAACGACUACUUCCGGUUUCUUGAUAAAAUACCUUUUUACUUUUACUUUUCGUCUCUUUGUCCCCAUAAAUCUCGCUUAUAUUUGAAGUCUUUCAUAUGAUUUUCACAUGUCUUAAUAAAAGUAUCAACUUCUAAAGUUUUGAUAAUUUUGUUUUUCAAAAUUGAUUUCCGGUCGGUAGUAACCUACUACUUUUUCUUUCUUUAGUCUACUUCUUUUUGUUGAGAACUCUUUCAGAUAGAGACGUGAAAUUUUCAGGGAAUAUAGAGAGUAAAGAGUUGCUGUUAUUUAUAGGAAAACGCAUCUGAAUAGUACUUCCGGUCGUCACCAGAAGUUACGAGAAAGGAGUAAAAAAUUCGAUAAUACAUUGCUCAUUCAUUCUUAAGGCACAUUUUCUGAUACAUUCAAAUGGUUUUCAUAGGAAUAGAAAGCACUUUACCGGAAGUGGUCUAACGGAAGACCUACUCAUUACUAGUAAUGAGUGUCUAGUUAUUAUUAUUAUUUUUCCCCCUUUUUUGUCGGCACGAUUUCUCAGAGAUUGCUGGAUGGAUUUUCUUGAAAUUUUCAGGGAUGAUAGAGAAUGAAAAUACCCCCAGAAGUUUUUUCCAUUUUUUCAAAAUUUGCUUCCGGUCGUUAGAUAUGUCCAAUUUCCGUUUUUUUUAGAAGAGAUUUUGUCCAUCGUUUUUCUCAGAAACGGUAAAAGAUAGAGUCACCAAAUUUUCAGAGUUAAUAGAUCUCACUUUGUAGGCGUGCAGUUGGGGGUUCAGAAUGUCGGCCGUCACUUCCGGUCGUCACCGGAAGUGAUAAAAGGAAUCGAAAAAUUAAAGUUGUAGUUGUUGAAGCGAAACCUAUAUCACUUUAUCCGGUCUCUUUUGGAGUAUUGAAAACCGUUAACCCCACCGGAAGUGGAAACGUCCACUUCCGGUUAUUAAGGAAAAACUUUUCAAAUUCUCCUUUUUCAAUGCCUUAAAUCUCGUUUACUAAACAAGUGUUUGACUUGUAUUUAACAUAUGUUGUAGACACUAUAAAUGUCUAGAGUAAUGUUAACUAUUUUUUGAAAAUUUACUUCCGGUCAUGAGGUAGAGGGUGGACAAAUUCAAACUUUGUUUUUUCAGUUUCUCAAUAAUAAAUAUAUAUAGACGCUUGAAACUUGUGGGUUUGAUCAACUAGCAUUAGGCGAAUGUACACAUACUUUCAAUUUUUUCGUCCGUCACUUCCACUCUAUACCGGAAGUAUUUGAAAAAAAUGACGAUUUUCCGAUUUCUUCGAGUGAUUUCUCAGAGAUGGCUGGAUGGAUUUUCUUGAAGUUUUCAGGGAUGAUAGAGAAUGAAAAUACUCAGAACACAUUUUGUUUUUUUCCAAAUUCACUUCCGGUCGUCAGAUAUGUCCAAUUUCCGUUUUUUUAGAAGAGAUCUUGUCCGCGGGAAAUCUCGGAAACGGUUAAAGAUUAAGGCACCAAACUUUCAGGAAUGAUAGAUCAUGACAAGUAGGUUUGUCGAAUAUGGUUAAUUCCGUCAGCCGUCACUUCCACUCGUCACCGAAAGUGAUCAAAGAAAUCGAAAAUUUCAGAUUUUUUCUUUUGACGCAAAACGAGCAUUAGUUUAUUGUUUCAUUUUUGUAGUUUUGAAAUAUGUUGAUCCUAGUGGAAGCAAAAACGGCAACUUCCGGUUUUAAGAGAAAAACUGGAAAAAUUGACUUUUUGACUUUGCCUUAAAUCUCGCUUGUAUAUGGGGUAUUACAAAUUAUUUUCUUGUAUGUUAGAGACAUUGCAAAUGUCUAAAUUAACGUAAACUAUUUUGGUGAAAUCUACUUCCGGUCGCGAGAUUUGCAGUCUUCAAAAUGAGAAUUUGUUCAAGCUAAUACUCUGCAAAUGUUUUCAAGACUGAUAGUCAGUCAUCAGUGUGUUUGCAUCGUGUGAGAAUCGUAUGUAGCCGUCACUUCCGGUCGUGACAGGAAGCGAUAUGAAAAAUGUCAUUUUUUGAAGUUUUUUUUUUUUUUUUGAGAGAUAUUGGGACUAAUAUGGAUGAUAAUUAGGUCUUGUUCAUGUAAAAUAUGUCCACCGGAAGUGCCGACCAAAAAACCGGAAGUUGUCUCAAACAUGGGUAUUUUUGUCGAAAGUUAAGUGUAUGAUUAGUUGAGAAUUAUUAAGGUGUAGAAUGGAAUAUUUAUGCGAUUGGAGCUCUUCGAUCUCGACAGGAAGUAGUAUAACGGAAGACCUACUCAUCACUAGUAAUGAGUUUCUAGUUAUUGUUCUUUUUCUUACCGAUUUUGUGCACGCGAUUUCUCUAAAACGGUUGGAUAGAUUUUCAUGAAACUUUCAGGAAAGAUGUAAAAUAGGAUUGUCUAGAUUGGUCUUUUUUUGGUUUUGCCAAAAUCACUUCCGGUCGCAAGUUACGGCUGAAUUUCCGUUUUUCAAAUGACAUUUUGUCCGGGCGUUUUCUCAUAAACGGUUAAAGAUUGAGACUUCAAACUUUCAGGGAUGAUAGAUGGUGACAUGUAGCUAUGCAAUAUGGUAUUAUCAUUGCCAUCCGCCACUUCCGGCCGUCACCGGAAGUGAACAAAAGAAACGUCAAAUUUCAAAUUAAUGCUUUUGAAACAAAACUUGCAUAGAUUAAUUAGAUAUCUUUCGGAGUUUCAGAAAAUGUUAGACUUACCGGAAGUUUAACCAGCAACUUCCGGUUUUUAGAGAAAAACUUCGAAAAAAUUGUCUUUCUUUGUCCUCGUAUAUAUCGUUUAUUUAUCAAACUUUUAAUGCGAUAUUUACAGAUUUUAAUGACAUCAUCCAUCUUAAGAGAACCCCGUAACACUAUUUCAAAUUUCACUUCUGGUCACAAGUUACGGCCGAAUUUCCGUUUUUCAAAUGAUAUUUUGUCCGGGCAUUUUCUCAUAAACGGUUAAAGAUUGAGACUUCAAACUUUCAGGGAUGAUAGAUUAUGACUUGUAGCUGUGGAAUAAGGUAUUAUUUUUGCCAUCCGUCACUUCUGGUCGUCAACGGAAGUGAACAAAAGAAACGUCAAAUUUCAAAAUUAUGCUUUUGAAACAAAACUUGCAUAGAUUAGUUAGGUCUCUUUCGGCGUUUCAGAAAAUGUUAGACUUACCGGAAGUUUAACCAGCAACUUCCGGUUUUCAGAGAAAAACUUUUAAAAAACGGUCUUUCUUUGUCCUCGUAUAUCUCUUUAUUUAUGAACCAUUUAAUACGAUAUCUACAGAUGUUAUUGACAUUAUCCAUCUCAAAAGAACCAUGCACCACUAUUUCAAAAUUCACUUCCGGUCACAAGUUGCGGCCGAAUUCCUGUUUUUCAACUGAUAUUUUGUCCGGCCGUUUUCUCAAAAAUUGUUGAAGAUUGAGUCUUGCGACUUUCAGGGAUGAUAGAUGGUGACUUGUUGCUCUGUAAUAAGGUUUAUCAUUGCGAUCCGUCACUUCCGGCCGUUACCGGAAGUGAACAAAAGAAACGUCAAAUUUCAAAUUCAUGCUUUUAAAACAAAACUUGCAUAGAUUUAUUAGGUAUCUUUCGGAGUUUCAGAAAAUGUUAGACUUACCGGAAGUUUAACCAGCAACUUCCGGUUUUUAGAGAAAACCUUUGAAAAUUGGGUAUUUCUUUGUCCUCAUAUACGUAUAAUGUAUCUCGCUUAUUAACCAUGAUAUUCAAUACGAUAUUUACAGAUAUUAUUGACAUUAUCCAUCGCUAGGAAACCCUUUCAUACUAUUUCAAAAUUCACUUCCGUUUUUCAAAUUACAAUUUGUCCGGGCGUUUUCUCAUAAACAGUUAAAGAUUUAUUCUUCAAACUUUCAGGGAUGAUAGAUGGUGACUUGUAGCUCUGUAAUAAGGUUUAUCAUUACGAUCCGUCACUUCCGGUCGUCACCGGAACUGAACAAAAGAAACGUCAAAGUUCAAAAUUAUGCUUUUGAAACAAAACUUACAGAGAUUAAUUGGGUCUCUUUCGGAGUUUCAGAAAAUGUUAAGCUUACCGGAAGUUUAACCUACAACUUCCGAUUUUUAGAGAAAAACUUCGAAAAAUUUGUCUUUCUUUGUUCUCGUAUAUCUCGCUUACCUAUCAACUUUAUAUUACGAUGUUUACAGAUAUUAUGGACAUUAUCCAUCUCUAAGACACGUUUAAUACUAUUUAAAAAUUCACUUCCGGUAGCGAGAUAAGACCGAAUUUCCGUUUUUCAAAUGACAUUUUGUCCAGGCGUUUUCUCAUAAACGUUUAAUGAUUGAGUGUUGAAACUUUCAGGGAUGAUUGGUGGUGACUUGUAGCUUUUCUAAUAAGAUUUAUCAUUGUCAUCCGUCACUUCCGGCCGCCACUGAAAGUGAACGAAAGAAAUGUCAAAUAUUAAAUUUACGCUUUUGAAACAAAAUGUCCAUGGAAUAAUUAAGUGUCUUCUGAAGUUUCAGAAAAUGUUACACUUACCGGAAGUUUAAACAACAACUUCCGGUUUUUGGAGAAAAACUUUGAAAUUCUUUUUCAAAAUUAAAUUCCGUUCACAAGAUACAUGUAUGUUCGAUUUCCGUUUUUUAAAAGACUGGGCGUUUUCUCAUAAGCAGUCAAAGAUUGAGUCUUAAAACUUUCAGGAAUGUUAGAUGGUAACUAGAAGAUGUACCUAACGUGUUUCAAUUUUGUUGCCAUCACUUCCGUCGUCCACCGGAAGUAGCUUACAAAUAUGUAAUUUUUCAAUUUUUUUUCCAUUUCUAAUGCUCACAACAUUGUCUAAUAGAGUGUAGUUAGUCAAACCAUUUCCACCGGAAGUUGGAUGUUCGAAACCGGAAGUUGUCUUUAAAAAAUCAGUAUUUUUCAUCGAAACUUUAAGUGGAGAAUCCCGCACGCUCAAUAUGGAAUUUUCGAUCGUUCUAUGGACUUCCGAGACACCAGAAGUGAAGAACAUAAAACUGGAAGUUGUUAAUAAUUGAUAAAUCAUAUCUCUUACAUGUUUAUCGCUCUAUUUUUUGAGAAUUUAAGUUUUUAUUCCUUGCAUGUACAGUUGUUCUUCACAAAUAUCCAAGUCAAGAUCUUAUCUCGUCAGAAAUCGGACAGAAGAUCCACUCGUUGCUCUAGUUAUUAUUUUCCUUGGUAAUCCCCUAGAUUUUCUAAGCCAUUUCUCGAUCGAUUUUAAUGAAAUUUUUAGCAAAGAUGUCGUUUGUUGAAGAGACUUUGCAUGCCAAUUUGUGAGCGAAACUUCACUUCCGGUCGAUAAUUUUCUCUCUAUUAGUGAUUUUUUGGAUGCCCGAAUUGUCCACCUAUCUCCUCCGUAACUAUCAAAGCUAUCUUGUCUAAAAAUUUCAAUACUCUAGUAUUGAAAUUUUUAGACAAGAUAUAGUAAUCAUUCUAGAUGUUCUAAUGGUCUUCGAUUUGACCGGAAGUGAUUCGCCUAAACGCUCGCCUGGACCUGAAAAAAUGGAUGAGAAAAUUUUCCAUUGAUUUCUAACAAAAUGACAACCAUUUGUGGCAACUGUGGAAUUCUAAAAGAGGGGAUGAAGACUUGUGGUAGGUGCCGCCAGGUGUAUUACUGCAGCAGAGAAUGUCAGAAAAUGGACUGGAAGGCGGUCCACAAAGCACAGUGCCACGGAACAUUGGAUGGUGUACCAGAUGAGAGAUGCGAUCACAAAUGUCUCCCCGAUUCGUCGGAACUCGAUGUAUGUAAACUACAUGUAUGUGCCUAUUGUGGGGUGAAAGAAAAUCUUAAAAAGUGUGGACGUUGUUUAGGUGUCGUGUAUUGUUCAAAAUCGUGCCAAUCACGAGACUGGUCACAACACAAGAUUAUAUGCAAGAAGAAUGAUAAUAUUGUCGACGUGAUCAGGACCGACGGUUUUAAAAAACAACUUGAAAAGACAAAAUCAGACAGACUUCGAUCCCAAACAGUCCGACACCAGAAUACUGCACGUGUGUCUGGUUUUGGAAAUGCAUUCCAGAUGUUUGCCCCGUCACCCAUGAUGAGGAGAGAUUUCGCCGAUCUCUCGUUAAAGAAAUCAACCACAAAGAUUCACAGAAAACAGGCAAAACUGUAUGCGGAACGCAAGUUUCCCAUGCAGUGUAUCAUCGAGGACAUUGAGAAAAUACCACAGGAAUUUUCUAUCAAUUUUGGUGUAGCCCGAAUAUCGUUCGUCGGUUUCAUAUCCAGAUAUCACCAUUACAGAGCACGCCACUGUGUGUAUAUUCAAGUAAGGAUAGAAAUGAGGAGGAGAUUUACCUGGGAUUUUACCUUGAUUACGACGACCCCUACCCGUAUUUUACGUGGGGAGAUGUCCGUCCCGGCAGGUUUAUCUGCCUUCACGACCCAUGCAUUCAUUUUUUUCUGGAUGGAUCUAUCGGAAUUCGAGUGGACAACAGCAGCGAGGUGUUCAUAUUUGACGUCUGAUCGUGGAUUUUCGUUGAUUUUGUUGAGUGACACUAAUCACUUGCAACCUUUUGACGUCAAGUUUGUUCCAGCAGGAACUUAAAUAAUAAAGAUUAGUGAUUAUAAAGAUCGUGAAUUUAUGUACAAUAACUUUUGCAUGGUACGCUCCAUGAUUCUUCACCACAUUUCAUCUUCACGUUGUAUUUCCAAUGAUUUGAUAAUUAUUUUUACGUUGAAAUUUUAAUUUUUGAAACUGCA
Messenger RNA from Ostrea edulis (European flat oyster), 11141 nucleotides. RefSeq lists its product as uncharacterized. The coding region runs from base 9979 to 10986 and encodes 335 amino acids. NCBI's taxonomy places the organism in Eukaryota, Metazoa, Mollusca, Bivalvia, Ostreida, Ostreidae. The record is from RefSeq and is a predicted model, not a curated record. The transcript is spliced from 3 exons.